AAACGGUUUUUCCACAUCCAUAAAAAAAAGCUUUUUAUGGCGUGUGACCAGUCGUGAUUUGCUCACAAGCUUCCAAGUUAUUAGAAUAUUUUGGCGCCUUAAGUGAGUCCGCGUUAGAACAGCUACUUAGUUAGAAUACAAACCGAGGCACGUUAACUAAUAAUAACAAGCACAUGUAUCAGAAUUCAUUCAAGCUGCUAAGGCUGGCAAAAAAAAAAUAAGUCAAGUUCAAUGAGCCAAGGCAAAGUGAAUAAGUGAAUUAAACGAGAGAACCGGUUGUUUUUGUUUUUAUUGCUUUCAUUUCGAUUCUGGCUACUAUCAGAAAAGCCCAAAUGAUGUGUCACAAAUGUCAAGACCCAUCUGGACAGAUAAUACAGCUUGGGAUUUAAACAAAAGCCAUCGUUUGUUUUUUUUUUAUUAUUAUUUUUUAAUUUCGGAUGUGUCCAGAGUUCUCUCAGUGUGUCGUUGGCUUUCGGCUAAUUGGCACUUGGAAGUUGGAAGUUGCCCGGCUGGUUUCUGCUUUCCCAUCUGGGAUCGCCAAUCGUCGUGUUGACCCCACUGCAGUCCGCAUCUGGCGCUGAUCAAGAACGGAGGAUGAGCAGUCUGAGUCCCAUCUCCGCAUCCACCUGUGUGUAUGUGCAACUCCUGGUGCUGCUGCCAUUGCUGGCAGUCGAGGCCACACCAGCUAUAAAUCCGCAGUUGCAACGAGCUAUCACCUUUCCCAAGGAUUCCUUCGAUGAGUGCUAUCUUGACGAUCCGCAAAGAUCGAAGGGCAGUUGCCGGCGCAUGGAGGACUGUCCCACCGCCCUGAAGGGAUGGCUGGAUAGACGUGAAUCCCCUAAGACUUGCUAUUUUGUAAGGUUCGAUCAUUUUGUGUGCUGCAAACCGGAAGAGCUCCAUCCGAAGAUUACCACCGAAGCGCCACCCACACUGCCGACAACACGGAAUCCCUUUAAAGCACCCCUGGUUACAAGAUCUAGUUUGCAGGCCUGCUACGACUAUAACAACGUUAAGAAGACCAACGAGAAUGACCUGACCUUCGUGGUAUCGGUUGUGGGCGGGAUGCCCACCCGUCCACGGGAAUUCCCAUUCAUGGCAGCACUCGGUUGGCGCUCAAACUUUGAUCAGCGGAUCUAUUAUCGGUGCGGCGGCGCCCUGAUCGCCAACAACUUUGUUUUGACGGCAGCUCACUGUGUCGACUUGGGCGGUGAACCUCCCAGCCAAGUUCGACUCGGUGGCGAUAAUUUAACCCUGGUCGAGGGCGAAGAUAUUUCUAUCCGCCGUAUUAUUGUCCAUCCGGAAUACAGUGCCAGUACCGCCUACAAUGAUAUUGCGCUGCUGGAGCUGGAAACUGCGGCCAAGCCGGAACUAAAACCCACCUGCAUUUGGACGGAGAAGGAGCUGGCCAAUUCGUUGGUCACGGCCAUUGGAUACGGACAGACCAGCUUCGCCGGUCUCUCCUCUGCCCAGUUACUAAAGGUGCCGCUGCUGAGCGUGAGCAACGGGGAAUGUCAGGUUCACUACCAGGUGGAUCAAUUGGCCCAAGGAUUGCUGGGAACUCAGAUGUGUGCCGGAGAUAUAUCCGGCGAGAAAGAUACCUGCCAGGGCGACUCUGGGGGACCGCUACUCAUGCAAGAGGGACCACUGAGUUACAUAGUGGGCAUCACAUCGCUGGGACAAGGAUGCGCUAGUGGACCGCCAUCAGUGUACACCAGGGUCUCCAGCUUUGUCGAUUGGAUUGAGGGAAUUGUGUGGCCAGCGCAGCAGGAAUCUAUCUCCUCGAAUCCCAAAGAGAUAACGAGUCCUGAAUUCGAUCUUAGGGCAAUGGUCUAAGUUUUUUUUUUU
This is a messenger RNA of Drosophila eugracilis, 1845 nucleotides long. It is a transcript of the gene spirit, whose product is annotated as serine protease snake. Bases 595 to 1833 code for a protein of 412 amino acids. Lineage: Eukaryota; Metazoa; Arthropoda; Insecta; Diptera; Drosophilidae. Gene Ontology annotation, biological process: proteolysis. The record is from RefSeq and is a predicted model, not a curated record. Gene Ontology annotation, molecular function: serine-type endopeptidase activity. The transcript is spliced from 5 exons.